This is a messenger RNA of Lymnaea stagnalis (great pond snail), 15884 nucleotides long. The record is from the annotation of a GenBank genome assembly. Lineage: Eukaryota; Metazoa; Mollusca; Gastropoda; Lymnaeidae.
AUUGGACAAGUGAGAGACAUUUUUAAAAAAAAUGGGUAUAUUAAACUAUGUCUCUCGCAAGGAUUAGGAGCUGCGCACUUCGUGCAAAUUAGACUAUGAUCAUUUGCAUCUUUCUUCAGUCGUUUAAUUCAGGUUAUUAAGUUAUAAAGAAAGUCUAAAUUAGCCGAAAAUAGUAGAAUUGUAGUGUCAAUAAAAAAAAUAAAAAAUCAGUGUCAUCACUGUGACUGUGACUGUGAAUGUGAUUCAGUCUCUGCUAAGAGAAAAUGCUUGAUGAUCUAUGUCAAUGACGUAUUUAAAUAAUAAGUAUAUAGUUAAAUAUUAAAUUAUAGCCUAGUCCUAGUUAUUUUCAUUUUUUAAUUCUAUUAAAUAUUUUUUUUAUUUUUUUUUACUGAAAACUUAUUGUUAACUUUUCAAGAUUGGCAGUAGUUGACGUGGUAAGCCUAGGCCUAGAUUGUAAUAUUUAGUAGUCAACGUCUAGUGCCAGUAGUCUGCCAGUAAAUAUUUACUAAUAAAUUUACUAAUAAUGAAUAAUGUUUUAUUAAUUAAACAAAUGUAAAUUAUUGAAGUGCAUAACUCAAAAAUUCUAUACAAUUUGAGUUUGAUACUCAUACUGUCAUACUGAACUGUGUUCAAUACUGCAGGUCUAGUGAGCCUAUUACUAUAUAAUCUAUAAGCUACUUUACUAUGUAACUAUGACUUCACUAUGUAUAAUGUUAGUGAAUAGCUAGUUAAAUUUGCUUACUUAUGUAAUUCAUAAUAAUUAGGAACACAUAUGCUAGCACAAUUAAGUUAAAUUUUAUAGUAUGUCUUUAUCUUGAUGAAUAAAUGACAUAUUUUUCAGUAUUCAUUUGAAACUUGACAACCAUAAUGGAAGAUGAAGAUGAUCCAGUUUUAGCUGCUGCUAAGCAACAUCCUGGGUAUGGUUUUGAUACUAGCUAAUCAACUAGGUUGUUAGAAAGUUUAAUUGCUUUUAAAACAAAAUUGAUACCACAAAAACCUUGAAUAAUUUCGUUAAAUGGGAAGUUUCGAGCAUCUGAAAAAUAUCUUAGUUUUUUAUGUUAUGCACCAUAAAAAGGUGAUUUGAAGAGAUUUUAAAGAAAGGAUAAGGUGGUAGAAGUCUAGCAUCUAAGGUUAUAGAUAUUUGUGAAAAAAAAAAUAUUUUAAAUAUUAUUUAGGCCUCACCAGAAGCCGGUGGAAUUACAAAUUAUUUACUAUUUAAAAAUAGAAGAGGAUCCUACAUUUAUUUUUAUCUAUUCAGCCAGUAGAAAAACAUAAAUUUAGAAAUGUUUUAUAUAAUAAAGAUCUUAAUUGUGUUGACUACAUUCAAUCUUUUCUCUAAUUAACUUGUCUUUAACUACUUAGGCGCAAGCCAGUCCGCAGUCUUACUGAACAAGAGUUGAAGCAAAUGCUAACAGAAAAAGAUUCAUCUCUAGUUUUGCUGCGGCUUGGCAGAGCUGAUGGUUCUUUGGACAAAUUGUUUAAUGAAAUUGGUACAGUGAGAGGAUUUUCUAAACUGGAACUAACCAUCAAAGUUCUUGGAAAAGCGCUGGGAAACCAACAGGCUGGACAAAUCCAGGCUAUAAUUGAUGUGAUAACAUUGUUCAUUAAUUUCCCUGCAUUUCAUGAGAAGAUUUUUGCUAGCUUGCAAGGAUUAAGAAUUGAUGAAGAAUACAUCAGAUCCAUCAUCAUUAUUUUGAUGGUAGCUGCAGAGAAGCAGCCAAAUGUAGCGGCCAAGAGCUUUUCUGAGAUGUUUAUGCACCUUGAAGAUAUUGUCAAUGAGAAAUUCCCAGAGCUUAUCAGAGCAAAAGACAUUCUGAAAAAAAAUUUGCUGCAGGCAAAGAGGAUGGCAUUGCAAGAGGAGGAAAGAGAUGAGAGAAAUGAAAGAUAUGUCCCAGAUGAGGAGAUUGAUCCUAAUCUUUUUCGGCAACUGAGCAUCUUUCCAACAGCUGAAGAUCUUGACCCAACCAGAGAAAUAUCUGUCCGUGCAAAUAGGACUAAAGGUCGCUACAAUAACACAAAUGAAUAUCUAGACAUUCAGGUGAGAAAACUUUGUAGAAAAUUUCAAAAUUGAUUUUUUCUUACUUUGAGAGCAAAUAAUAACUGUUGUUGAAACUAUAGCAUGAGGUUUCAUUGGUUCAUCUGGACGAGUUAUGCCAAUGUUUAUGUAGUGAAAUAGGCCUGUUAAAUGCACACACACAUACAAACAAUUAGGUCUUUUAAAUGCACACACACAUACAAACAAUUAAUAAAAUUUUAUUGUUUAUGAAAAUCAAGAAAAUUAUUCAUACAUACAUUUUUUUGAAAGGAAAAUACAUAUUUUUAAAAAUGAAGAUAUUUUCAUUUAAUUUAAUUUACAGUUUCGACUUCUGAGAGCAGAUUUGAUUAUUCCACUCCGAGAAAACAUCAACAGAUAUUUGGAUGGAGAAGAAAAACAUGAACUGAGUGGAAUUAAUGUCUACUCUCAUGUAAGUCUCAUAAAUUGUCAAUUAAAGGAAUAACUGGAGAAAAAAGUCUCAUUUUUUUUGUGUUAUAUCUUAUUUUAAAUAAAUGAAGUAAAUUUUUCUUUUACCAAAUUCCUGAAAUAAUGUUUAAGAUUUUUAAAAAAAAUUUACUAAACCAAUAGUUUAAAUCAAAAAAUAAAGUGGAUGACCCUUUUUUAUUUAGUUUUUAAAAAAAAAUUAUGUAAGCUCAUUGCAGUGGCACAUGAGGGGGUGCAGAGGGGUUGGUCCACCUCGGUUGGAACUUUUUUAUUUAUAUUGAGGGGCUACAUUUUCAGCCUAUUGCAGAGUUUUUUGCGUGGAAGGGUGCAGCAAAAAAGCUUAGCCUGCCUGGGCGGCACCAACCCUUGCUGCCAAAUUGUUAAAUAAACAAGUCUUGUUGUAUGCAUUAAUUUCUUAGCUUUAUAAAAUUAACCAUAAAAACUCACACUCAAAGUAGCUUUGAAUUUAAAAUUUUGUUAUUUGUUUAUUUUAUGAAAAAUUCUGCCAUGUCUUAGAUAAAAUAAAGUUUCACAAAAAUAAAAAGAAAUUGAAAUAUUAAUUUUGUUAAAAUAUUCUUAAUGAAUAAAUAAUUAAAUGUAGCUAUUUGAUUAUAUUGGAAUAUACUUAAUUGCAGGUCAGGAUUGUCCGUCCCAUAUGCCAUGAUAAAGGUCUAUGUUUCCGCUUGUCCUUUGAUGUCUACAGACACAGAAGAGUCAACUGGAAAAUAUCCCAGAGAUUGAAAUAUGGAUCUUUGCUCUGUUUGUCAGCUGAUAACUUUCAGUCCUAUCAAUGUGCUGUGGUUGAGAAUCGAGAGCCAAAGGACCUGGAAAGGGGUCUUGUGGAUGUCCAGUUUAUCAUGGAUAGGGACAGAAAUGAAGGUUUCAUGAGGAUAAUUGAGGAAUCGAGAGACAAAAGAUUCAUUAUGGUUGAGUCUCCAUCAUACUUUGAGGCGUAUAAAUAUGUGCUGGCGGGACUUCAGAACUUCACUGAAAACAAUUUCCCAUUCUGGAAGUACAUUGGGGAGUGUAACAAAAAUGUCGACUCGCCAAGGUAUAUUCGGGAUUUGCAACAGCCGACGUUAGAUUUACGCCCCCUUGUGGACAAGCACUUCAAGAUAGUAGAACAUUCCACCGAAGCUCCAGAGUUCAUCGAACAGGCAAGAACCGCUGCAGCUGUGAAUAUAUUGGAUUUAGAGUCGUGGCCAAACCACAACACAUUAGGCCUUGACACAUCACAAUUUGUUGCCUUGCAGUCUGCACUGACCAAAGAGUUCUCAAUCAUCCAAGGUCCACCAGGAACAGGGAAAACCUUCAUCGGCCUCAUGGUGAUGAAAGCCUUGCUUCACAACAAGAAAUUGUGGGUGGGAAAUGAUGAAUCAAAACCAAUCCUGCUGGUGUGUUACACUAAUCACGCCUUGGAUCAGUUCUUGGAAGAGAUCUUAAGUUUUUUUCAAGGAAAUCUUGUCCGUGUCGGCUCUAGGAGUAAAAGUGAGAUACUGGAGGAUUAUAACUUGAGAGGAAUGAGGAACAGGGCCAGGGAAAACCGAACAGUUCCAAUGGAAGUUCACCUAGCAAAAUCGGAGCAAAGACUCCAGAUGAAAAUGAAGAAAGCAGAAAUUCAUGAAGAGGCAGCAAAACUUGAAAUACUUGAGAGAGAAAUUGUCAAAGAAAAGUUCCUCAAAGAAUUCAUUCACCCAGUUCAAUAUGAAAAUCUCACUUCGAAAUCAGGCAAUCAAAGCGUCAUAGCCAAAUGGCUAGGAAUAACUCUUGACACAAAUAAAAUAAAGAAGCAGGCAGAGGAACAAAUGAAAUCCCAGAGAAAUCCACAAGCUGCAAACGAACAAGAAGGAAAUGCUGCUGGUAUUGCAAUGGCGGUGGAUGAAGAAGAAGAUGAUGAUGAUGAGGAUAAUGACCUUGACCUGGUUGUUGAAAUGAAUGUCCAGACGCCAAACAAUCGACACUUGGAUGUGGAUGAUGAUGAGGAUGAUGAUGAGCAUGACGACACCCAAGAGGAUCUGUUUGCAGAGCUGCUAGAAAACUUGGGGGAUGACUUCAUGGAGUUGGUUAGAAAUGUCAACAGAAAACUUGAUCAAGUGGACAUCGACGCAGCCAGGAUAAAGAAGGAGAACAUUGCCUUCAAUAUAAGUGAGUAUGGUGAAGAAGAAAUGCCGUCUGGUUUGAGUAAAGAGGAAAAGGAACAUUGGAAAAGUCUUAGGCCUUUAAAAAAGAAAUACCGGGGCUUGCUGUUGAACCACCUUCAGAAAACAGACAGAAUGGCGGAAGAGGAAGUUGAGCAGAUUUACAGCCCUUGGAAAAUUAGUCGGAACAAUAGGUGGAGACUGUAUCGGUACUGGGUGGACUCAUACAGCAGGCAAAUUAGAGGGGCGAUAAGAGAUUCCUCAAAUGAGUACGAGCAGCUUGCCAGGAGAUACCAGGAAAUCCUGCACCAGGAAGAUAAAGUGAUAUUGGAAAAAGCCACCAUCAUUGGGAUGACCACCACUGCGGCAGCUAGAUAUCAAGGCAUUUUACGGGAAAUCGGGCCAAAAAUUGUCUUGGUAGAGGAAGCUGCUGAAGUGUUGGAGGGUCAUGUGAUUACCUCCCUUACUGACCAGUGUCAACACGUUGUUCUCAUUGGUGAUCACAAACAGCUGCGGCCAAAUCCUGCUGUUUACAAGUUGAAGGAGAAAUACAAUUUGGACAUUUCGCUUUUUGAAAGACUUGUGAUGAAUGACUUUGAGUACAAGCGCUUGAAAUAUCAACAUCGCAUGCGUCCUGAAAUCUCCAGACUUCUUAAAAUUCCUGACCUUUACCCAGAUCUAGAAGACCAUGACAUAGUUCAUGGCUACCCUCACAUUAAUAAAAUCAAAGGAGACGUGCUUUUUAUUCAACAUUCUGAGAACGAUGAAAGAGAAGAGGACACAAAAACUUUCAGCAACCAGUACGAAGCCAGGUUCCUGAUUGGUUUGUGUGAGUAUUUACUACAGCAGGGCUACACAGCUAAACAAAUCACCAUCCUUUCACCCUACGCCGGACAGAUUCACCUAAUCAAAACUCUGCUGGAGACAUUGCCCAGGUCUCAAAAUACAGUGAAGAAAAUAAAAGGUAUGAGGAUCUCUUCUGUGGAUAAUUACCAAGGGGAGGAAAACGACAUAAUUUUGUUGUCACUGGUCAGAAGUAAUGAAGCAAAUGAAAUUGGAUUUCUCAAAGCAAACAACAGAAUAUGUGUAGCUUUGUCUCGUGCUAAAAUGGGACUGUAUGUCAUUGGGAACUUUGCUGGACUUUGUCAAUCCAGCCCUUUAAUAAAAAAUAUUACAGUGGAAGCAAAACGGCUUGGGUAUUUGAAAAAUAAUCUGGUGCUGGCUUGUGGGAAACACAAGGGAGGAGAAACCAUUAUUGAAACACCAGAAGACUUUAAGAAAGUUCCUGAAGGUGGUUGCCUGCAACCUUGUGAAACCAGACUGGACUGCGGGCACAGCUGCAAGAGAAUUUGCCAUGCAGAUGACCCAGAUCACAAGUUUGCGAAGUGUUAUGAGAGAUGCCAGUUCAAAUGUGAUAAAUGUGAUCACAACUGCAAUGGUGACCACCCAUGCGGAGAGCAUGACUACUGUAGGCAUCUGGUAGAGAAACGUAUUCCUAUGUGUGGGCAUAGGCAGAAAGUGCCCUGCCACUUGGCACCGAACGAGUUUGAGUGCAAAGAUAAGUGCCAGGAGCUUUUACUAUGUGGUCAUAAGUGCCCGGGGCAGUGUGGGAAAAAACACUCUCAUACUGAUGUGAAGUGCAUGGUGUUAGUAGAAGUAAGAAAAUUUUUACAUAAUUUUUCUUAGACUUAAGACUUUUGAACAACAUAAAUUUUGUCACUGUAAAUCUAUAUUCUCUGUUUAAAAUCACAUAAAAAUAUCUCCGAAAAUUCUUCAUAAUUAAUUUUAAUUGACAUACACACACACAAAUCUACUUAUAAAUUGUCCACCUUUUUCAUUUCCUUUCCUUUACUGGUCUCUCAAAGUGAAUAAAAGUAUCAAGUGAAGAAGAGACAAUUGAACCUGUGGAGGUCGCGUAAAUAGGACUGGAGUUUUGCAGAUUCAAGAUUAAAUGAACAUGAAAUUGAAAAUUGUUUAAAUCACUCUUUUUAAGGACCAGAAUAUAAGGUCUGCAUCUAAUUGUUUUCUUUCUUAUUGAGAAAGAAGAAAACAAAGAAGACCAAAAAUUAAAUACAAAGCGAGAAAGAACUUAAGAAUUCAUUACAUUUGAACUCCUUUUUUAAAUAAAUAUGCAUUUCGUUCGAGUUGUUUCAUGUACAUUCAUCAAUGUGUUUGAACCAAACCAGAUUCUUUGUCUAUUAACUUGAAGUUAACAUGAUAAUUUAUGGCAAAUUUAAGAUAUAUUUCUGUGAAUCUGCAGGUAACACCUGAAAAUUGUGGCCAUAACAGAUUUAACACUGAAUGUUGGCGGUCUAAGGUAGGCAGGGAUUUUGAAUGCACCCAGCCAUGUCGCGCUGUUUUGGAAUGUGGACAUUUGUGCUCUGGGUCAUGUGGAAAAUGUCAAAAUGCCCGUCUUCACAUGAACUGCCAGGAAAAAUGUAAGAAAAUUCUUAUCUGUGGACACCCGUGUAAGGACACAUGUGGAAGUUGCCCUCCAUGCACGUAAGUAGAACUGGCGCUCUAACUAUAUUCUAAUUGCGCAUUAAAUAUUUUGGAUAAACAAGCAAAAUAGAAACAGUGAAUAAUUCUACUAAUUUUAAAUGAAAUGUUUCCAAAAAAUAGAUGUAUUAAUCUUCCUAAAUAUUGGAUAUGGUUAAUCCAUCUUAUCUGCUAAUUCAUCUUAUCCUAACAGCUACAAAGAUGAUUGAUCUAAAAUUUAAUUAGAUAAUAUUUUUGUUUAAUGUUAAAAGUGCAUAUACAUUUUAGUAAUACAGGACAGAGACUGCAGGUUAGGUAAAAGCCCACUGCAUUACAAAAAUAUGUUAUUCUGUCUAAUAUUAAUAUAUAUGAAUAAAAAAAAUGAGCGAUACAAAGUAAGGGAAAACCUAAAAAUAGCUGCAAUUAGUAUCCGAGAGGGCAGCAAGAGGAAUGUGCCUCUCAGAUGCAACAAUGCAGCUAAGUGUUUAUUUUAAUUUUAUAUCGUUUUUACUGAUGUUUGUCUAUUGAGGAAGGCUUCUUAUUGAGAUGUUCAGUGUUGUUUUUUUUUUGUUAUUUUUUUCUACAGGUUUUCCCAUACUUUAUUUCGCUCAUUUUUUUAUUCAUAUAUAUUAGACAGAAUAACAUAUUUUUGCAAUGCAGUGGGCAUUUCAAAGAUUUAAUAUUUUCUAAUAUAUACUCCACUUUUAUCAUCCACAUAUUUCACAUAAAGACAUCUUUGAACUAUAAGAGUAGAUCAUGAUGCAAAUCAUUAGUGCUGCUUUACUUCAACAAAUAUUAUUAAUAUAGAGAUAAUGAUUCUUUCAGGCAAAAUUGUGAAACAGCAUGCGUCCACUCUUCUUUCAGGCAAAAUUGUGAAACAGCAUGCGUCCACUCCCAUUGCCCAAGAAGGUGUGGAGAGCCAUGCACAGCUUGUGUUGAGUCCUGUAACUGGACAUGCAGGCAUGAAACGUGCAUCGAUCUUUGCUGCCAGCCUUGUGAGAGAGAGACGUGUGAUGUGCCAUGUCCCUUGAAAAAACAAUGUGGGCACAAUUGUGCUGGGCUUUGUGGAGAAAAGUGCCCAAGGCUGUGUACCAUCUGUGACAAGGAAGUAUGUGAUGUUAUUUUAUGUUUUUUAUUGGUCAGAACUUCAAUAACCAAUGCAUUUUAUAUUAAAAAUACAUUAAUGUUGUCUUGAUUUAAAAAUCAUAUACAGGGUGGGCCAAUAAAAGUGAGAACAUCUCGUAAAAUGUGAUUUAAUCACAUAAAAUUUAGUUUAACUAUACCCAUACUAGCAUAAAUAGUUUAUUGGUUUACUUACUUACAUAUUUAGCUAUAUGGCGUCAUUAUUUCGACUAUUUCCGGUCACCAUUUUUUAUUUUUAAUCUGCCAAUUGUUUACGUCGUCUGCUUGUUUAAAUUUUUUGCCCAGAAUGACAAAAAUAACUGCACAGGACCGUAUUCUGAUUAAACAUUUGCGAAUUGAAAAACAGUGGGGUGCUAGGAAAAUGACAGAGUUUCCAAACAAAGCCUAAGAGCAUAGCAAGUGUCAGUCGGGUUAUCAAUAAAAUUGACAACGACGGUUGAACGGAAUGUAAAACAGGAAGUUGUCGACCAAAGACUGUUAGAACACAACAGAACAUUGAACGAGUGAGUGAGCUUAUCUGCAGUCAAGAUGAUGAUCCUCACAGUCACAAAAGUCCACGGGACAUAUAAAGAGAACUGGUAUACCACGGUCUUCAGUUCGAUGUAUUGUAAAGCAAGAUUUACAACUUAAAACGUACAAGCGUAUGAUGGGGCAGAUGUUCAAUGAAAAUGGCAAGUGGAAAAGCUUGCAAUGCAGUCAGCAGCUACUUGAAUGAUUUAAUAAUGAGAGAAGUGUACGAAGCAUCUGGUUUACAGACGAAAAGACAUUCACCAUUGCCAUUCCAGUUAAUUCUCAAAAUGAUAAUGUUUAUUCCGUUGCAACAAAGAAAAAACAGGUUCAAGAAAGAUGACUUAAACGAGAGCAUAACCAUUUCAGCUGCGGUGUCAUCGUAUCAGUUGGUGUGUCUCAAAUGGGGAAAACUAGUGUUGUGUUCGUUGAACCAGGCGCCAAAGUAAACAGUGAAUAUUUUUGUGAACAAGUUCUCAGAAGAGGAUUGUUGCCUGACAUUCAAGCGAAAUGUGGUCGCCAUAACUGGAUAUUGCAGCAGGACGGAGCUCCAUCUCACACAGCCAGAACUACAACCAACUUUCUUCGUCGGGAGAAUGUUAACUUCAUCGAGCCAGACAUGUGGCCACCGAACAGCCCAUAUUUAAAUCCAGUAGAUUAUGCCAUAUGGGGUGCUUUGCAAGAAAAAGUCUACCUUCUGCGAAAAUUUACCACAGUUGAGCAGCUCAAGUUGGAAAUAAUCAAGGAAUGGCGAAAUCUAGGGCAACGUUUCAUUGACAGAAGCAUAAAUGAGUGGCGUUGAUGCUUGAAAAAAGUCGUUGAGAAGCAAGGAGGACACAUUGAACAUGAUUUCUGAUUAGCUAAAUAUUUUGCAAAAAAAAAUUCCAUGAAGAAUUUUAAUUAAUUAAAUUAUACUUUGAAAUAACUCGUAUGCUACGAGAUGUUCUCACUUUUAUUGGCCCACCCUGUAUAUUUAAAAAGAAAUAUCAAUAGAUUAUCUAUAAAUUUGAUGUUUAAAUUCUAGGAACUGAUUUAAGAAUUAUAUCCAGGAACUUAUGCAUGUAGCCUAUCAUUUUCAGGAAUUAAUCUGUGACAGCCUCUAUGGUUAUGAUGGUGAUCCAACAACACUCUUUGUUGAGCUGGACUGUGGUCAUGUCCAAGAAGUUGAGUUUGUAGAUAAGUGGAUGACCACUUCCACUAGUGAAGACUCAGACCAAAAGGCUAUUGGUCUCAAGGGAUGUCCAGUUUGCAAGACUGCUGUGCGAAAAUGUCAACGCUACAAUAAGCAAAUUAAGGUAUUUUUGCUUAUUUAAAACAUUUUUUUAAACUACUACUAAUGACAUAUUUGAAGUUUGAUGAAAAUAAAAAUAAAUUUACAUUGACAACUUUGGCUGCGAUUAUUAUUUAUUAAAUUUUAUUCAGAGCGUAAAAAAGUUGUAAUCACAGUUAUUUUGCUUUACCAUCUACCAUCUCAGUUUGAAAUUUGAUUCUAUUUUUAUUUUUUUACAUUUCAAGCCCAUUUGAAAUUGUUACUUAAAUAAUCUUUAACUUAGCACAUUUGAAAAUUAUAUUAUAUUAUAUUAUAACAAAAACUAAUUUUCAAGUGGGUCUAAUGACUUCUCCCCAUACAGGAACAGCUGUGCCUCAUAGAAAGUGUCAAGCGUAAAUAUAUUGGAGAGAAUAAGAAGCUCAGGAAACAACAGUUAGAUGAAGUUGUUGCCCAAACUGGUGGACAAGAAAGAAUUAUGAUUGAAACGUUUCUUGAACAAGGUGAAAUUAAAUUGUUACUGAGCUAAUACAAAUUUUAAAAAAUAUUUUAAAAAAUUCUGUCUGACAUGAUUACUAUAAUGCCAUCAGAAAUAUAUACUUAACAAAGGUUAAGUACUAAACAAUGGAGAUUUGAACAUUUGCAUUUUGUUAUGUGUGAAAAUUAAAAACAUCCUGGAUUCCAUGUCAAUUUUAUUAAAAAUCCUAGGUGUUUAGUUUUGGGAAUGAACAUGUAAAUAUCAUUAAAAAUUUUAGUGGCCCUUGUUAAAAUCAUGAUUUGUUGAUGUAGCAGUAGCAUUGAUAACCAGAAUUAUUUAAAUCAGUUAUACCGCUGUUUUUCAUUAUGUUAUGUACUGUCAUAUGGUUUUAUAAAUUUAAUCUGUUUUAAGAUUUGGCUCAUUAAAUGAACUAUACAACACAAAGAAAAACAGUACCAAAGCUAGUUAUAUUAACUAUAAUAAAUUUAAUUAUUCUAUUAAGUUGAUAUAAGAAUACGUAUUAAUAGUGAGGGAGUCAGAACCCUCCAGAACAGAAAGUCUAGAAAUUCAUUUGCUUGAGAGAAUUUCUCCCUCUAUGUACAGUAGUAUAAUGUAGACCCUUCUGGAAAUGUAAACAAACUUUCCCUGUCAAAGGUGAUGGGGGGAAGGAGGCAGAGUUAAUUGGUGAUGUCAAAAAUAAAUGGGAAUCUAAAGUUGCAUGUCACAGCUCAUGGUGAACAAAAUAUAGUUAAACACAUGAGUAAUAACAAUGCUGAUAUAAUAAAAAAUUAAACUAGAUUAUACAUGAACUUCAUUAAACCAUACAGAACACCAACAUAUCUUUUUGCAAACAUCCAGAUGUUACGGUACCACAUCACCUCUUUCACUGCCCAAAAUCAUGUUGUAGACCUCAGUUAUCUAACAGAUUUACAAGACAUAGCUUCACCCUAUGAGCAUACAAAGACCAACUAAAGAAGACCUGCACAUUUUUCACCAUUGUCUAAGACAGAUGACAAAUAGCUGCUUGAGUAGGAUCAUGAUUGUUUCUAACAAAUGUUUCUCUUUAAGCUUUGCUUGUGUAUUUUCUUCCCAGAAAACCAAGAGUGUUUUAAACUAUUCUAAAAUAUUCCCUUCACUAAAUCUCUGCUUUUAUAAAUUGUUCCCAGGAAACCACGUGUUGUCUGAAAUAAUUCUUGAAACCCAGAUCAACCAGGUGAAUCUCUUCAGGCGAAUUUAUGCUUUACGUCGUGUGGUAGAGGAAUGCAAGAACAGGUGGCAGCAGCGAGUUCCCACAUUUAAUGCAAUCCUUGAAGAUCUUGAUCGAUUCUCAGAGUGGACUAGACAGAAAAGAACAAUUUUCUCUGGCCAGAAUAAAAGUGAUGCAGAGGAAGAACUGGCCAGGCUCAGUAUUCAAAUCGACCUUCUUAAAGUUGAGGGCAACAUCAGUGCCAGGGACAUCCGCGACACUCUACCUAAUCGAUACCUCAUCAAUCUUGGAAAGUUUAUUACGUAAGGAUUGGUUAAUUCUCAAAGAUGGCAGCUAUUUCUUGCUGCUGAACUUUCUGAUUUCUCGGCUAUAUUACUUUUUUGAAAAUGUUAACAACACUAUUAACCAAUGAACCAACUUUGAAAUUAAUUAGAUUAAAAUUGAGACUCAGUUUGUGUAAAUAAAACAAUUUAUGUUAAGUUUUAAUUAUGAUUACACAAUAUAGAAUUUUAAACAUUGCAGCAAAUUCCUUCAUUAGUACAAAAAAAUACAUGAAUAUAAUUAUAACAUAAAUUUACAUAUAUAUAUAUAUAUAUAUAUAUAUAUAUAUAUAUAUAUAUAUAUAUAUACACCUAUACUUAAAAUGAAAGAAAAUAAAAGAAUAAGAAGGGGCACAAGUCUGUUGCGAAUACAAAGAUCAGAAGAAUCGACUUGUGCCCAUUCUUAUUCUUUUCUUUUUCUUUCAUUUUAUGUACAGAUGGAUAAAUAUAUUAUGUAAAUUUAAUUUAUAUUUAUAUAUAUAUAUAUUUAUGUUUUUCUGUUGUGCUUUUGCAGAGACAUAUGAAUUUGAAUGUUGUGUAACUGUAACUAAAGCUUAAAAUAUAUUAUUUUAUUUACACAAAUUGUUUGUUUCUGUCUCAUUACUCUACUUAAAAGCUUCAAGGCAGCCCAACUCUCUUAUAAUUUAAAAAUAAUUCUCCACUCAGUUUUGUGGGACCUUUGCUAACCAAUUAAGCCAAUAACUUUCACUUUUCUUUUGAACUUUACUUCUUCUUCUUCUUCUUCUUAUAUUUGAGGUGCCCACGAUCAAUUUGUUGAUCAUUCUGGCUCCUGGUUUUAAAUUCAGAGUUUACUUUACAUGCCCACAGUAACUUGUCAGCAUCUGGAAAGAUCAGUAAACAGUUGAUGGAUGAGUGCCGAGAACUUUGUGAAGAACUGAACAAACUCGUCCCUGAGAGCCACAUUGCGCUGACCAAUCAGGAGAGAAUGGAGAUAGUGAAAGCCGUCAAUGUCAGCCAGGGAGCUUGGUACAAGUGUCCAAAUGGUGAGCUAAUCUGAACUAGUUGUGGAGACACUUGUAGAAAAUACAUUUUUUUUUGUCUCUUAACAGUAACAGAUUUUUGUAAAACGUAUUUAAUUUGUUUUCACACUAACUACACUUUUUAAAAUUUUAUUAUGUGAGUAUUAUAAUAGCCUGCUCUGUUUUAUAAGUCAGUCUUUCAAUUUUUAUAUUACAAACAAUACAAAGGAUUUAUAUUUUUUUUAAAUAGAGUUGGUAUUUUUUUGUUUAAAUAUUAACUUGUUCAUUUUCUGUUUUACCAGGUCACAUUUACGCUAUUGGUGAGUGUGGCCAAGCUAUGGAAGAAACUCGAUGCCCGGAAUGUAAAGCUAGGAUAGGUGGCACAAACCAUCAUCUUGUAGAAACCAAUGCAAUGGCCCCAGAAAUGGAUGGAGCUGAGAGACCCAUUUGGAACAAUAUUGCUGCUGAUCAAGAGCUAGCAAUGCGGCUGCAACAGCAAUUCAAUGACAGAGUAGGUUAAACAAUUAAAGAUAAGAUAAGAUUCUUUUAUUGAUCCAAAUAAAUGGAAAUGUGUUUUGAUUGCAUUGUUCAUUUUCAGCAUAUAAAUAAAAUAAUAUCAACACAAGACAUCUACAUUAAAUUAUUUUACUAGUAAAAAAAAAACCCAGCCUUUCAGUGAACUCUCUUAGUCAUUUCCGGGACUUAUUAGUUCUCAUUUAGUGUUGUGACUUCCUGGGGAGCAUGCUGGUAGAUUCGGACAGAUUGGGGAAGAGAAGAAUUUUUAUAUCUUUCAGUUCCUCACCCUGAGAGAAAGAAUUCGUCCUGAAUGGGCUGAUCCUAAGUAUCUAUGAUGAAAAGGGUGGAAUGUAUCAUCCAAAAUUUGUUUGGUUUUACAAUAACAUCAGACUUUCUUCAAAUGAUUUAUUGAAGUGAACGAUGUUUAGUUUGUGUUAUGUUCCUAGCUUUCUUGAUUAGUCUGUUUAUUCGGUGUUUAAUAUCAGACAUUUUUGGAGCAUAACUUAGAAAAUUACUGUAUUAAUUACUGCAUUCCCAGCACAUCUAAAUUGUAAAUUAAUAAUAAUAAUAAUAAUAAAGUUCAUUUCAAAAACAUGCAUUAGGCCCUACUAUAGAAACAUUUUCAUGUGUUAUAAUCCCAUUUUAAUAAAAAGAUUGCUCUUAAAAUUUGGAUUUCUACCAGAUCAUCAUAUACUUUUCCAUGUAUCUGACUUCUAAUCUCUAUUUAUGAACUUUUAGUUUCAUUACUAGAUUCUGAUCAUUUGCAAAAAAAAUUUUUUUUUAAAAAUCACUUUAUUUAUUUCCAUAUAGAUAAAAACUUAUUUUUGUCCUACACUGAGCAAUUUGUAAGAUUUUCUUGUAAAUCUUUUUUUUUUUAAGUAUACCACUUUAUUAUUCAAGUAAGGGUUGUGAUGAAUCUUUCAAUGAUUCUAAAAAAAAAAACAAAAAAAUAAAUAAAUGUUGGACUAACUUAAUGAUCAAAUAAAAAAAUUUUUAAGAUUUUUUUGUAAAUCUUUUUUUUUUAAAGUAUACCACUUUAUUAUUCAAGUAAGGGUUGUGAUGAAUCUUUCAAUGAUUCUAAAAAAAAAAAACCAAAAAAUAAAUCAAUGGUGGACUAACUUAAUGAUCAAAUAAAAAUAUUGUGAUUAUUCAAAAAGGAAACAGGAAUGCACUGCUGAAAGAGUCAACAAGAAAUGGAAGGUCGUCACAAUUCUAAAUAUCCCUUCAUUCAAAAAAAAUUAAUUUUAAUUCAAACAGUUUAAGCACAUUUAAGUUUAAGAUAAACUUAGCAUGACUUUUACUUAGUUUGUCCUUGUUUUGAGUUGUGUAAACAAAAUACAAUAAACAAGCUGGUCACUUGCGCAAGACGUACUGACGUGUUAAAGCGUUAAUUAAAAGGAAAUUGAAAUUUGGCUCAGAACUGGUAUAAUCUUUUUUGGUUUUAUUUCUAAUAGUUUAUACAUGUCUUGAACCUAUUUGUGUACUUUAUCACAAACUAUCCCUCAAUUGUUAUUUCUAUCUUGGCAAUUUUUUUUUUCUUUUCAGUAGAGAUUACAAUAAAUACGAUCAAUUUUCACCUUUUUUUUUUUUUAGCUUCAAGAUUUCUUCUUCUAAAAGGGCCACAAUGACACUUCAAUCAAGAGUUUCUUGUUUCAAGUGAGGAGGAUAGAGUUGUACCCCACAUCAAACUAAAUAAUAAUGUUGUGUUAGGGAGGAAUUUGAACGUUUAAAAUAUGGACAAUUUUUUUUUGUAUUUCAGUUUAUAAUUUAUUUUAAUUAUAAUUUUAUCAUUAUUUUAUUUGUAAUUUUAUUGCGGUAAAUAUAAUUUCAUUAUAAUCUCUUUUUGGAUAUAAGUCAGUUUAUAUAUGUAUUAAAUUUAAGUUUGAAACUUAUAUUUUACACCUUUUUAUAUAACAUGAUAUUUUGCCCCCCUCCCCCGCUUUCCCCACAAGGCCUCCACUACUAUAAAAUUUUAACUGAAAAGCUCAGAACCCAAGGAACUAAAAAAAAAUUAUACUUAUUAUUAUUGUUUUCAUCCCAACAGGCUACAACUAAUUGUAUUCAUCACUUUCUACUUCAAUAUUCUUGCAUCAUAUGCUGUGCAUUAAUUUGAAUGAAGUUGUCAAUUUUUUUAAUAAAUUAUGUGUGUAUUUAGGCUUAUCCAUUAUGACCUUUCUCAUAUGGAAUUAAAUGAUCAAUACUCAAAUGAAUGAAAACUUCACUCAUGGAAGUUGGAACAUAAAUUUUUAUUAUAAUUUCAAAAUUAACACAAAGCUAACACAAUUCAACAUUGUUUUAAAAAAUAUUUUAAUUCCAUUUUAAUUUUAUUCAUUUAUUUUAAGUACCGGGGUAAUUAAAUGAUGCAGCUUGG